AUGCAAGGCUUGGUCACCUUGGCCGGCUCUGCAAACCAGCUGCCGGAGCGGCUGGCGCACUGUGCCUUUGACACCUCAGGACAAGACUGGGUACCUCGUGGCCAGAUCGGUAAGGUGCCCGAAAAGCGGCGGCCAUACCUCCUUCAUGGCUACACGCACAAGGCGGAGAAGUCGAAGACCGGCGCUGCCGCUUGCAAGCGCUGCGGUGACAAGAUCCCGAAGCACGCGUUGAGGAUUGGUUACCCAGUCAAGGACCAGCGAGGUGAGUAUGGUGCCCUUGUGAAUUGGUUCCAUCUGGCAUGCGCUCGGCACGACAACUUUGCUGUGGGCUAUGCCAAGAUGGGGGAUGACGCGAUGUCGAAGAAAAUUUUGGGCUAUGCAGACAUGCCGGCGGACCUGCUGCUUGUGAACCGGCCCUCGUCACCCAAGGGAGAAGACAAGCAGAGGGGUGGUUGGCCUGGAGUUGCCACAGAGAACCAAGGCCAGUUGCCGCAGCACCCGGCCCCGAAAGCGCUCACGCGCUCGAUGCUGGCCUUUCAGGCCGAAGGCUUGGGCUGGAUGUUGGAGCGAGAGGCCGACGAAGCCACUCGCGGCGGGAUCCUGGCAGAUGACUCUAGAUGCAACUUCUGCAAGUGGCAGGGAGCAUACACGACAUCGCGAGCCGAGGAGAUGGGUAUGGGAAAGACACUCCAGACCAUCUCGCUGAUACUUGCAGGUGAGAUCAAAGGCGCCACGCUGGUCGUAUGCCCUGCCGCGGCCAUGCUCCAGUGGCGGAACGAGAUCCUCCGCUUCACUGAGCCAGGCAGCUUGGAGGUAAGGCUAUAUUAUGGCCUCGAGAAGAAGAGUGCGCUAGAGGACCUGAUGGACGACACGAUUUACCUCCGGCGAACAGUUGUUCUGACCACCUACCAGACGCUGGAGAGCGACUACCGCCAGCAGGUGAACCGGACGAAGGUUCAGUGCCAGUGGUGUGGGCGACUCUUUCAGAAAGAGAAGCUCGAAUACCACCAGAAGUAUUUCUGUGGUCCAGAUGCCCAGAAAACGGAGAAGCAGAUGAAGUCGCAGCGGAAGGCUGACUUCAAGGACGAGGCCGUCAAAAAAAUGAAGAUCGGCGGGACCGAGACGAACAUCGUCCUGAAUCCGCUCAAUGCGAUCCGUAGCGUGAGCACAGCGGCCCUGCGUGCCCGCCUCACAACUCUUCCUCCCCACAAAAAAGCAUGUCGCAGCUCCAUGUGA
Messenger RNA from Symbiodinium natans, 1236 nucleotides. The record is from the annotation of a GenBank genome assembly. NCBI's taxonomy places the organism in Eukaryota, Dinophyceae, Suessiales, Symbiodiniaceae.